AUGAACCACCAUCCAAACUGGCAAUGUGUGAACGCCCCGUUAGGCUACAUCGGAAGUCACGUGGCAUGCACUAAUUGGAAGAGGUUCAUGCAUGCACUAAAAGAAGGUGAGCCCUACCCUGAUCUCAUGAGCAUAUCUUCCUCCAAGGCCAACAAUCCAAAGGGUCUGCGUAGCCUUGCCAGCUUCUCGAAAGUCGAGAUGGAGGCCAAGUUGAAGCACUACACCAAGUUCAUGUUUGUCCGUGAACCCUUUGUGCGCCUCAUCUCAGCCUUCCGGGACAAACUCCUGUCGUUGAAUCAAUAUUAUUACCAAGGUUUAGGCCGACUCCUUCUGCGUCGCUACGGCAACCAGUCUGACACCCCGUUGACUGUGAAGGAGGCGGUUGCGUCAGGCAUCCAGCCCAAGUUCUACCAUUUUGUCCAGCAUCUGCUGGACACAAAUGGCCAUAUGAAUGACUAUCACUGGAAGCAGUUGCACCGCCUGUGUCAACCCUGCUACAUCGAGUACGACUUUAUCGGGCAUCAGGAGACGCUUGAUGAAGACGCCCUGCAAGUGCUAACGUCCUUGAACAUGGAGAAGCUCAUCAAGUUUCCCCCGGCCUACCAAAAUGCGACGUCCCCUGCAACAUUGUCGAAGUGGUUUAAAGAAGUGCCCCUGGAGGACAGGAGGAAGCUUUACGAGCUCUACAAGAAGGACUAUGAGAUGUUUGGCUACGAACCACCUUACACUUUACUCAACAUCACACAAUAGAGGUGGAGCCUUUUUUGGGAGCUACUUGGUAAACUCUUGAGGACGUUCAACAUGGAGCACAGUCCUCCACCAAUGUAAUAAUCCUAAUUUGGUUCACACCUCCAUAGAUAACUUCCGAUUACAUUAAAACUAGUGCUGCCAAACAAAUACACUAUUAAUCAGCUUAAUUAUACAUUUUGACACAGAUGCAGUUUUAUUGUCAGAAUGUCAUACAGGAACAUAUUUUAAAUGUUUUACUCAAAUGUGCAUCAUUUACUUGCACAAAAUAGGUGUAUCUAAAGUUCAGUCAGGAUGUAUUUUGAAGUGAAAUUUGCCAGCGAGCACACCAGUCGGAAUCUCCUCACUCAUAUUUUCCGUAGAGCUGACCGCAAAGCAGUUCUGCUCAAAUCUUGAUUCUUUGGUGCAAUGCCAGGGGACGGGGUGCGUGUGACCCCGGGGAACAUGCUUUAUCAGAAUCAUGCAGUAUCGUACU
Molecule: messenger RNA, 1222 nt
Organism: Entelurus aequoreus (snake pipefish)
Lineage: Eukaryota; Metazoa; Chordata; Actinopteri; Syngnathiformes; Syngnathidae
Product: carbohydrate sulfotransferase 12-like
Exons: 4
Coding region: 1-750 (249 amino acids)
Biological process (GO): proteoglycan biosynthetic process; carbohydrate biosynthetic process
Cellular component (GO): membrane
Molecular function (GO): sulfotransferase activity
Source: RefSeq, a predicted model, not a curated record